AUUCUAAAUUGGCCUGAUGGGAAAAUGAAAAUGAAAAUGAAAAUGCUAGUUAUUGGUGGCAGGUGAUAUGAUUCACCCCAUUCCCAUCUCCACACCCACACGUUUACGAAUGGUCAGCGAGGGCGGCCGGAACUAACUUACAAAACCAACCAGGAGGACAAUGCGAAUUAUUGGGGAGAAGGUCAGCGAGGGCGAGAAACAUGAGAUUUGCGCACUGCAACAUCUAUUUCUGGCAAUCUUUGAUGAUAUGAAGGUUGAGGAGUCGGAAAUGGCGUUGCUUGAAAUGGGGAGACGUUAUUAGGGUUUUUAUAAGUAUUGUUAUUGGUUCUGUGUUGUGCUGCCCUUUUAUUUGUAAUGGCCGACGAUGGAAAUAUGGAUCUGAAUUUGAAUCUAAGCCCGCCGUCGAUGCCCCCGCUUUCGCCACCUCAUUUGGGGUUAGCGCUAGGGUUGGGAGCUGCCGGGGAUUCCUCCAAUGACGGAAUAUUGAUCGACGAGGAUAUGUUUCCAAGACGCCUGUGCCGGCGGGGGUUGGGGUUGGGGUUGAAUAUUUUGCCUGAUCAUCCGCAGGAUUCCGGUGGUGACAACGGUGGAGGGAGAGGAGGAGGAGGAGGUAUGAGCGUGGAGGAGGAAGAGGAAGAGGCGUUGCACGGGCUGUUACGGCACCCCGAGGUUCAGAGUUAUAGAUCGAUGGGGAGGCGCCGCUGGAGGCGCCAUGUUAGGCGUAUCAGGCCGACCGUUCUGGAUGCAAGCCCUAUUUCUGUCAGGAGCGAGCCUAUGUCUCCUUUUAUUAUUUUGAGGGCUAUCGAUCAUGGGAACUCUAGUGAUAAUGACGGGGAAAUUCCCAAGGGAAAACCUAGCAGCCCGCCGGUCGGAGAAGUUGCCAAACAAGCGGAUGAAAUCGACAAUAGUGCUUCGAAUUUCGAAUGUAAUAUUUGCCUUGACAUCUCCAGGGAUCCUGUGGUCACAACCUGUGGCCAUUUGUUUUGUUGGCCUUGCCUUUAUCAGUGGCUUCACGUUCACUCUGUCUCGAAAGAAUGCCCUGUAUGUAAGGGGGAGGUGACCGACAACAAUAUCACUCCAAUUUAUGGGCGGGGCAAUUGUGAAGCUCAGUGUGGCGAGAGCAACAUUGGAGAAGAUGGAGAUAAAAUUCAGAUCCCUCCCCGUCCUCACGCGCACAGAACAGAAAGUCUAAGGCAAAGGAUCGGCAGGCCUAUUUCCAGGCGGUUUGUGGAAGCAAUUAGGUUAACCAGGAGACAGGAUGGUCAGCCAAAUGACAUUAGGGUAGAUGGUGAUAGGGAUGCAGAUGCCAACAGGCAGGAGGGCUCAGAGGGCGUGGAAAAUUUGCUCGGAGCUGCGGCUGAUCAGAUUCUGAGUCGACUGCGGCUUGUGCAAUUGCAGAGACGCAGUUCCGAUUUGAGACGAGGUUCUGAUUUACAGAGAGCAGGAGCAGGAGCAGGAACUGGAGGCGGAGUAGGUGCAGGGAACGUUACUGGUGCUGGAGAGAGAGAGAGGUGGCAGAUGAGGCACCUUCUCAGCAGAAGAGCUUUGCUUAGAAUGAGAGAGGGUGAGAGGGAGAGGGAGAGAGAGAGGGAGAGGGAGACCUUUUGGGAACAUAUGGAAUUUAACAGGCUUCAUAGAUCUGAGAGGGCAAGCUCAGAGAGAUUGGCUGCGAUUCGAGAAAGAGUGGCUAGCAUGGAAGGAAUGAUCGAAGCUUUAACUGGUCAGUCUAGAAAUUCAAAUGCACACCCCGUUAGUACCAGCACUAAUGUCCCCGCGGAGGAGCAAGCUGUUCAAGGGGCAACUAGGAUUGCUGUGUCAGAGGAUAGGCCUUCCGUAUCAAGCACAAAUGCCAUCAUACAGACAGGAAGCACGGAACAGGAUUCAGGGAGGUCUUCUUCUCCACAAAGGAGACCAACUGGUGCAUCUCCUUCCUUGGAUGUAGAUGGGGAAUUGCUUCAUAUCAGGAAAAGGAGGAGGCUUAACUAGGGCGCUAUUGGGCCGCCUAGAUCUUGGUUGGAUCAAAUCAGUGCUUCUCUGAGGUUUGGGGCUGACAGUUUUUUAUUGCAGAUUUUUGGGACAGCGGAGGGAUGGCUAUUGAAGUAAUGUGUAAACUUUGAAAAAUAAAUUACAAAAAAUGGUAAAAGGAGCAAUUUAUCAUUAAUGUAAACAAUAUGACUAAAAGAAGCCGAAAUUUAUUCAAUGUUGUUCUGCUGUAUGACAUUAUGCAUCAGAGACACUGAAUCUUAAUAUUUUUUCAUCACUAUCUUCACCUUCUUAAGUGGAAGUUGUACUGUUGACCAAGAUUCCACCGUUAAAUUUUGUAGGAGAUCUUCUACUCUGCUUGGUGUCUAAAUGUCAAUGAUGUAAACCAUCUGAGUAAAUUUUGCAUUGUUGCUGUUUUCAAAGAUAAUAAAACUUAUUGUCA
Messenger RNA from Cryptomeria japonica (Japanese cedar), 2425 nucleotides. RefSeq lists its product as uncharacterized. Lineage: Eukaryota; Viridiplantae; Streptophyta; Pinopsida; Cupressales; Cupressaceae. Gene Ontology annotation, cellular component: endoplasmic reticulum. Gene Ontology annotation, biological process: ubiquitin-dependent protein catabolic process. The record is from RefSeq and is a predicted model, not a curated record. Bases 355 to 1986 code for a protein of 543 amino acids. The transcript has 2 exons. Gene Ontology annotation, molecular function: ubiquitin-like protein conjugating enzyme binding; ubiquitin protein ligase activity; metal ion binding.